ACAUUGAAAACGACCGGCUGUUUUUAACCCCGUUGACCUCCGAAUUUCUCGACUAAGUACCGACAUCAUGUCGUGGUCACCCUCCUACAAUUGGACGGGUGCGCCCGCCGUGUUCGACGGCAGCAAUCCCGAGACCGGCGGAGAUUCUAGCACCGAAAACUUGAACCAAUGGUACCAAUCAGGCGACCAGGCCUUCAUCAUCGUCUCGGCAUGCAUGGUCUUGCUCAUGGUGCCCGGCAUCGCGUUUCUAUACUCGGGCCUGUCUCGAAGAAAGUCGGCCUUGUCUCUGAUCUGGGUUGUCAUGAUGUCCUUCAGCGUCAUCAUCUUCCAGUGGUACUUCUGGGGUUACUCGCUGGCCUUCAGCUCGACGGCCACCAACGGCUUUAUCGGCGACUUACAUCACUUCGGUCUCAUGAACACCCUCGCCAAGCCUUCGCCCGGAUCACCGCUCAUCCCUGAGCUGCUGUACUCUUUCUACCAGAUGAUGUUCUGCGCUGUAACCGCGGCCCUCGUCAUCGGCGCGGUCGCCGAGAGAGGUCGCAUGCUUCCCGCUAUGGUCUUCGUCUUCUUCUGGGCCACGCUCGUAUACUGUCCCCUCGCCUGCUGGGUUUGGAAUGUUAACGGAUGGGCUUUCAACUACGGUGUUCUCGACUACGCUGGGGGUGGACCCGUCGAGAUCGGUUCCGGUCUAUCCGCUCUGGCCUACUCGUGGGUUCUCGGCCGCCGCCACGAGAAGAUGAUGCUCAACUUCCGACCUCACAACGUUUCCCUCGUCACGCUCGGUACCGUUUUCCUUUGGUUCGGCUGGCUGGGUUUCAACGGCGGUUCUGCCUUUGGCGCUAACCUAAGAGCUACAAUGGCAUGCUGGAACUCUUGCCUAACUGCUACUUUUGCCGGUAUGACAUGGUGUCUGCUCGAUUUCCGUCUUGCGAGGAAGUGGUCCAUGGUUGGUUGGUGUUCCGGUGUCAUUUCUGGCCUCGUUGCUGCUACGCCUGCGUCUGGUUUUAUUCCUCCUUGGGCAUCGAUCAUCCUGGGUGUUGUCACUGGCGUCUGCUGUAACUUUGGCACUAAAGUCAAGUUCCUAGUCAGAAUCGACGACUCCCUCGAUGUGUUCGCUGAACACGGUAUCGGCGGUAUUGUUGGUCUCAUCUUCAACGCCUUGUUCAGUGCAAAUUAUAUCAUCGGCCUGGACGGCGUCAACAAUGGAGUAUAUCCCGGCGGUUGGAUUGAUCAUCACUAUGCCCAGUUAUACAUCCAGAUCGCCUACAUCGUCGCCGCCUGCGCUUAUUCGUUCGUCAUGUCCGCCAUCAUUGCCAAGCUCAUCGACCUCGUACCCGGUUUACACUUGCGCGCUACGGAAGAGGCCGAGCUCCUGGGUAUGGACGACGACCAACUCGGCGAAUUUGCCUACGACUACGUCGAAGUGCGUCGCGAUUUCUUAGCGUGGACCCCCGCCAAGGAAGAGCCUACCGCGGACGGCCACAGAAUCAUCCCGCAGCACGGAAUCGAAGAGCACCAACACAUGGCCAAUACGAACGGCCUGGCUCUCGAGAAAGAGCAGGAGAAGCUAGGAGCUUCGGUUAGAGCCCCCGCCAAGGCGGCCGCUGCCGAAGAUACUGCUACGCAGGGCAGCAGGGGAAGCGGAGAAUAAGCAAGCCUCUGCUUCGUUUACUUCCACCUCGACUGUAUUAAACCCCGGAGGACCAUCAUCGACCGUUGUUACUAUUACACUACACUAUUUGACAUAAAUUGCGCGUGUGUUAUUACAUAAUACCCAUCAGUUCUUUUUUUUUCUCUUCUUGUCCUUUUUUUAUUUGCGUGUUCUUAUUAUUCUCCGUCCAAGUCGGAGUUCGUCGGAAGAAAAAUAAAAGUUCUGCCGGGAGGGGGCGGGAUGAAUGAUAUUGUUUUUCGUCCUUGAAGGCAUGGCGUUCUAGGCGUUGCUAUUACUGCUGCUUCUCUGAUAUGAGAGACAAACAAGGAGGGAGGGAGGGGAGGGGAGAUGUUUGCGACGAUUUGCGACGAUUUGAGACGAGGGGACGGAUUGAUGGAUACGAUGUCUUGUGUGAGGGUGAGGGAUGAACAUGCUGGCUGACUACCUAGGUUAGUUAGGCUAGGUACAUAGGUAUAUACUGCCUAUACUACCAACUACCAAUGCAAAUUUUUGGAACGCUUUA
Messenger RNA from Daldinia vernicosa, 2174 nucleotides. Its product is annotated as ammonium transporter. Bases 68 to 1651 code for a protein of 527 amino acids. Gene Ontology annotation, cellular component: plasma membrane. The transcript is spliced from 4 exons. Gene Ontology annotation, molecular function: ammonium channel activity. Gene Ontology annotation, biological process: ammonium transmembrane transport. NCBI's taxonomy places the organism in Eukaryota, Fungi, Ascomycota, Sordariomycetes, Xylariales, Hypoxylaceae. The record is from RefSeq and is a predicted model, not a curated record.